GCGUCAGCCUAUUUGUCGUCGAGACCUCGUUUUGAUCGCACGGACAUUUCUCCGGAAUCUUCGCAAGUUUAGCCUGGCAAGUUCGUGCCUAGCAGUUCUACAUUGCCCACUCUUGUCACGCACACACAUACACAGGAAUCUCCCCACCGUCGCUCGAUAAUAUACAAUUGCGCUCGCUCGUUAUCUCGUGUUAUACACGUUAAUAAUUGAUAACAAAAGCGAAUAAUUCGUCAAGUACACAUAACCAACGCUCAGUUAGCAAUUGAAGCAGCUACGAGACGAUACAACGCGUUCUGUCUUGCGAUCAAAACUUUUUACUUGGUGCGCUCAGCUCGUUGUUUGUUCCUGAAGCUACGCGCCCAUAUGCUAUUAGUUUAGCGCAAUUAAUAAAAAGUUAAAAGCUACACAAGUGUUAUAGACAAUAUUACGUCAUCAUUUCGUUGUUGCGGAAUAUCGUACCCGAGACAGCUAUUUUGAAGAAAGUGAUAUUGACCAGAAUUUUCCCUACUAACCGUCGUCAAUCCACAACUAUCAAAAUGGGAAUCAACAAGAUGUCUGAGUACCACCCAGAAAUGAAAGCCACUGCUGCGCGCAUCUGUCGUGACUACUUGCGAGGCGUGUGGAAGCACGUUACUCCAGAUAAUAUCAUCUUGAAACGAAUCAGCGGUGGGUUGAGCAAUUGGCUUUACAGUGUCCACUUGCCAGAUGAAGCCAUACCGGUGCGCGGCGAGCCUAGACAGGUUCUCCUAAGACUGUACGGCCAGGUUCAUGGCGAACGUGCCCUCGAGGGCCUGAUCACCGAAUCCGUCAUAUUCACACUUCUUUCAGAGAGGCGGCUCGGCCCGAAACUUCAUGGUAUCUUUCCAGGUGGAAGAAUCGAGGAGUACAUUCCGGCCCGACCUCUGCUCACCAAAGAGUUGGCCGAUCACCAUCUCAGUUCUCUGAUCGCUGAAAAAAUGGCACAGAUACACAUGAUGCAGGUGCCCAUCAGCAAGGAACCCACGUGGCUUUGGGAUACGAUGGACAGGUGGCUCGACACGGCCACCGAUGUGUUGGAAAAUAUCGAAGAGGUCGAAACUAAACAGCUUGCCAACUUCGAAUUUAUCAAGUCCAUCGAUUUGGAGCAAGAAGUCACUUGGUUCCGGUCCUUGGCGAAACAAUACAAAUUCCCGGUUGUUUUCUGCCACAACGACAUGCAGGAGGGCAACAUUUUACUUCGUCAAAAUUCGCCAAAGCAAGAACUGGUUGUGAUCGAUUUUGAGUAUUGUUCUUACAACUACCGAGGCUUCGACGUAGCCAAUCAUUUCCAGGAAUGGCUCUACGACUACACAGCCAAAGACUAUCCAUUCUUUACCGAGCGUACGUCGUGCGGACCAACGAAAGAACAAAAGUACAAUUUCAUUCGUAACUACUUGAGGGUGGCCGGAAAAGAAGGUCAAGCCGAGGAAGAACGUAUGAUGGCAGAGAUUCGUAUCUUCUCGUUAGCCAGCAACUUGUUCUGGGGUCUGUGGAGCAUCGUGAACGCCAAAUUGUCUCAAAUUCCAUUCGGCUAUUGGGAUUACGCAGUAGUUAGGCUAAGACGAUACCAGUACUUAAAAGAAAAACUGCUUAAAACUGGACCACUAUAUCCAGAUGGAGGGUUAAAAAGAAAGGUGACACACCUGGAUUGAAUAGGAUUGCGGUUACCAAGUAAUUACAAUCCUAUUCAAGAAUAUUUGGAAAGACUUGUUUUCGCCACGCGCCCUUGUCAUAGCUUAUGACGAAAACCUUUUGGUAUCGAGUGCAGCCAAGAGGCCCCCAUCCCAAUCAACGACGACGACGGCAAACGUGACUCAGCGAUUGGUCAUCGUAACCAAAGGUCUCCGGCUGUACUACGCGAUACGCAUUUAGGUUCUCGUCGUUACUACGCUGGACGCGCCCCGUUUAUGGAUUAUCCGAUGUUUCAAUACAAACUGACGAGCAGUUGGUACUGCAUCGAACGAGCAGCAGGAAUCCAGGAGCUUUGAACAGACACAUACAUACUCGCGAAAAGUUCCUAAUUCGCGCGGCUCACCUCUUGGUCCAUGAACAUUUUAUCGAAGAUCUUUCAGAUUGAGCGAAAACACGUAGAAACGAUUGCGUUGUGAUAUAGAUCGUAAGUUUUGUAUAUCGGUGGUGUGCACAUCGGCUGCACACUGGUGCUCAAUAAUGACCCGCUGUGUGCUCUCUAAGAGCGACGCGACGUCAUUACGCACAUCGAAUCAGUAUAAUGUGUACAAGAAUUUCGGUUAUCUUGGAUUAUCAUUAUCAAACAAUAAUUCCAAAUUCAUUGGUCGGAUUGAUUAAUCGUCAAUUUCUUGAGUAAUGUUGUCAUCUUAGCUAUUUUUACUUCUGAAUUUUUAAGUAUUCUUCGACACCCAUGAUUAGACUUAUGUCGCAUGACCAUUAUCUAUUUUUUAUUUUUCUGUACCUACAAGCACUUUGAAGGAAUAAUCAGGUAUGAAACCGCAAGGAGGACUCUCCGAGUUCGUUCAACUAGUCUGAAAAUUUCGUUUCUAAUUACUUAAAGUCGGUAUUGGCUCAGGUUCCUUCAUUGUGAUAGUUAACUGCGUAGUUUUUUAAGAAAUCUGUCGAGUCAUCAGCCAAUAAAGAAACAAAUUAAAAAGAGAAUCAAAAUCUAUUAUGGAUCUCUAGUAACUUCACAAUAAUAUAAGAUCAAACAUUUUGAAACUACUUUCAAUAGAACUACUUUUAAUGUUUCUAUCCAAUUAUCACCAUUUAAGUACCUGCAUGAUCUAUUGAUGCCUUCAAUGAAUGAAAGUACUGAUUAAAUGGACGAUACUUGUGAAAUAUCAUACUUAAAAUCUGCGUAAUGUGCUUAAAAAUUAUUAUCAUUUGCUUAAUUUAGUAAAUUAGAUGAUACAUUUUCUAAAGUAUAAUUGACUUUUGUCACUGGGCAAAAAAUUUAAGAAGAAAAAAAAACAAAAUAAUUUGCAAUUCAAUUUAAUAAGUGGUUAAAUUGUAAAGUUUACACUUAAAGUCUGACAAAAGAAUGAUAGAAUGAAAUAGAGUAUAAAGAAUUGUAAUUGCUCAAAAAAAAUUUAAUGUAGCCUUCCUACCUAAGAAUAUUUUCGUAAUAUUAAAUAAGUGAAUGAGAAUCUUAUGUUGAUGUUUUCAUUAGCGAUCUCUUUUGCUAAAAUACGUUUGGUCGGCCGUUUUAUUAAUUGUGAUACGUUGCUGUAUACAGGAAAUUAUUUAUUUAGAAGUAUAGUAUUCAAAAAAAUAAUCCUUGUACGUGCGAUGGGAUUUCGUCUGUUGUAUUCGUGAAUUGUUUCGGUAAAUCGUUUCAGUAUUGUUGCCCGAAAAAACGCACGCAUAAAUUUUUAUGCAGUCAAUAAUGAAUUAUGAAUUUAUAUAGUUUUGUACGGAAAACCUUAUAAAGUCAUGGUUAUGAUGCGAAGGUUUGCGGUGUCAUUGAAAACUAGAAUAUUUUUAAAAUUUAUAGAUUUAUUUUAAUGAAAAAGAGAGCUUUAUUUUAAAAUCCAUCAGAUUAAUCGUUACGAAAUCUACAUGCAAUAAUCAUAUGUACCUAUUGCUGACAAUAUAAUUAUGAUAUUCGAAUAUAAAAUGUAAUAUUUAUUUUAUUUAGUAAGUAACAUAUAUUACUCUAGCAGGGUAUACUUAGUACUUGUAUUAACUAAAUACUUAGCACAUUGUUUUGUAUUGCCAUUAGUUUGAUAAGUUCGAAUGAUUUUUCAAUAAAAAUUUAUUACAAGUUAAUAUUCCAAA
Messenger RNA from Trichogramma pretiosum, 3768 nucleotides. Its product is annotated as choline/ethanolamine kinase. Gene Ontology annotation, cellular component: cytoplasm. Gene Ontology annotation, molecular function: ethanolamine kinase activity; choline kinase activity. The record is from RefSeq and is a predicted model, not a curated record. Gene Ontology annotation, biological process: phosphatidylethanolamine biosynthetic process; CDP-choline pathway. The transcript is spliced from 6 exons. Lineage: Eukaryota; Metazoa; Arthropoda; Insecta; Hymenoptera; Trichogrammatidae. Bases 537 to 1670 code for a protein of 377 amino acids.